Molecule: messenger RNA, 576 nt
Organism: Ambispora gerdemannii
Lineage: Eukaryota; Fungi; Glomeromycota; Glomeromycetes; Archaeosporales; Ambisporaceae
Source: the annotation of a GenBank genome assembly
AUGGGAGAUAUUGAGAGAGAUAAUAACUGGCCAAAAUUUCGCCCGAUUAUCUUUCACGAUAUUGAAGUUGAUAUCGAUGAAUCUGUUCAACGAAAACUCGCAAAGCGUUCAUAUAAUUUAUGGAAAUUCCAAUAUAUCACGCUUGUUGCGAAUCUGUUAGCAGUAUGCGCAAUGGCAGUUGCAAAUAUCGGCGGAAAAAUUGGGAUAAUAAUCGCAAUAGUCUUCUUAGUGUUCUACCCGAUGUUCGAUUUCGUUGGUCGUCAUCUUCGCUUAUAUCACGGUUUACGCAACGACAACGUUACCAGUCUUCGUUUGUUUUUCCUCGCGCAGUCCAUUGACAUUCUUUUCGAAAUCUUUAUUAUAAUCGGCGUAUUUCUCGGUGGUGGUGGUGGUCUAAUUGGAAUGUCAGAAUGCUUUAAAAAGAGCAAAUACUGUGCUGGCACUCUUUCGGCCAUUUGUGUUUUCUUGGUAUCUAUCCUGUUGGCGUAUAAGAUAAAGUUGUCGUAUGAUGUCAAGCGGUUUAUGAAUAAUCGCGGUUGGAAUGUUUUGCCUGGUGGUGGUGCAAAGAAUGGUUGA